AUGGCUUCCGUCUGGUUCCUGUUCUGCCUGGCCUUCCUUGGUGCUGCCCAUGGUGAGUGCCUUGUAGGAGGCCAAGCAGGAGGAGGAGGCAACUCCAACCCCCCUCCUUUGACAUGUUGAUAGAUCUGCUCCACAGCGCCCCUUCCCAUACCUCUACAGGAAGUGCUGCCCGUGUGGCUCACUGCUUCAGGUCAGGGUUUGGCGUCUGUGGGAGGGUCAAGGGAUGCAGUUCAUCAUCCACAGGUCAACUUCACCGCUUCCCCAGCACCCAUGGGAAUGGAUGCUACACCUCCAUCUCUAACCACAGAACCACGACUGAAGUUUCUAAAAUGCUCAAGUCCUACCUGCCCAUCAUACACUCUAACUUGGCUGAAGUCCCCUGCCAAUAUUCUGUGGCAAGCAAGGACCACUCUCUCCUUGUCUUUUGUUACUUCACAUGUUGCAGGACUGAGCUGUGGUAUUGAAAACACAGUGCAGGGGGCCAGUCCCUGGUGAAACCUGAACUCAGAUGAAGCUGUGCACAGAUUUAGUUUACAUCUAGGGAUAGGGAGUCUCUCCUGGGUUAAAAACAAACAAACAAACAAACCUGAUUUCUUGCCAGGUUGUGGCACUCCAGCCAUCCAUCCGGUCUUGAGUGGCUAUUCCCGAAUUGUCAAUGGAGAGGAGGCAGUGCCUGGAUCGUGGCCCUGGCAGGUAUCCUUGCAGGUAAGAAGAGCCCAGCACACUUUGCUUUGGCUGGAGACAUGGAAUAAUAACAAUAAUAACAACAACAACAACAACAACAACAACAACAAUAAUAAUAAUAAUAUUUAUACCCUGCCCAUCUGUCUGGGUUUCUCCAGCCACUCUGUGUGAACUGAAUGAGAAAGGCACAAUGAGAGGCACAAAUACAAGAUGGGUGACACCUGGCUUGAGAGCAGUACAUGUGGAAAGGAUCUAGGAGUCUUGGUUGACCACAAACUUGACAUGAGCCAACAGUGUGACGCGGCAGCUAAAAAAGCCAAUGCAAUUCUGAGCUGCAUCAAUAGGAGUAUAGCAUCUAGAUCAAGGGAAGUAAUAGUGCCACUGUAUUCUGCUCUGGUCAGACCUCACCUGGAGUACUGUGUCCAGUUCUGGGCACCACAGUUCAAGAAGGACACUGACAAACUGGAACGUGUCCAGAGGAGGGCAACCAAAAUGGUCAAAGGCCUGGAAACGAUGCCUUAUGAGGAACGGCUAAGAGAGCUGGGCAUGUUUAGCCUGGAGAAGAGGAGGUUAAGGGGUGAUAUGAUAGCCAUGUUCAAAUAUAUAAAAGGAUGUCACAUAGAGGAGGGAGAAAGGUUGUUUUCUGCUGCUCCAGAGAAGCGGACACGGAGCAAUGGAUCCAAACUACAAGAAAGAAGAUUCCACCUAAACAUUAGGAAGAACUUCCUGACAGUAAGAGCUGUUCGACAGUGGAAUUUGCUGCCAAGGAGUGUGGUGGAGUCUCCUUCUUUGGAGGUCUUUAAGCAGAGGCUUGACAACCAUAUGUCAGGAGUGCUCUGAUGGUGUUUCCUGCUUGGCAGGGGGUUGGACUCAAUGGCCCUUGUGGUCUCUUCCAACUCUAUGAUUCUAUGGUUCUAUGAAAGGUGGGGGCAACAUAAAGUGCUUCUUCAUGCAAUGCACAAUUAAUUUGUGGCACUUUCUGCCACAAUAUGUGGUGAUAGCCACUGGCUUAGUCCAUGGGUGGGCUCCUCCAGAUACAAGUCCAGCACCUGCUCUCUCCUUGUGGUACACCGGGGUGGUCAGCAACCUUUUUGGGGCUGAGGGCCACAUUGACCCAUGGUCAGCCCUCCAGGGGCUGCAAGUCAAAGUGGACAUGACAAGCACUCUGGUCCUCAGGGUUACUUUCGAAAAGGCUUCCCCAUCAGCUGUUCUGCACAAUUUAAAAUCAAUUUUGAGGCACUCUUGGGAAAACCACAAAAUGUAUCUGAUCAUUACAGUAGGGAACACCUAUAGGAGUAGUCAGUAUGCUUAAUUUUUGUAGAAAAUAAUAAUUAUUUUUUUAUGGACAGUUUGGGGGAGGGAGUGGGGACCCACCAAAAGCUUUUUGGCAUUACAGCAAUGAGCAGUUGGUAAAAUAAUUGAGACAACCCUGGUUAGUGGAACAGGGACAGAGAGAGUGUGUGUUCACAUCAAGGGAAGUAAGAGUACUGCUCUCUUUUGCCUUGGUGAGCCCCCUUACCUGUGGAUCUGUGUCUAGUUUAAGAAGGAUAUUGACAAGCUGUAACAUGUAUAGAGGAGGGCGGCCAGGAUUAUCAAGGGCCUGGAAACCAAGCCUUUGAGGGGACGGAGUAUGUUUAGUUUGGAGAAGAAAAGACUGAGAGGUCAUAUUGUAACCACCUUCAAAUAUCUGUCACAUGGAAAAUGCAGCAAGCUUGCUUCCUGUUUCUCUGGAGCAGGCUUCCUCAAACUCGGCCCUCCAGAUGUUUUGAGACUACAAUUCCCAUCAUCCCUGACCGCUGGUCCUGCUAGCUAGGGAUCAUGGGAGUUGUAGGCCAAAAACAUCUGGAGGGCCGAGGUUGGGGAAGCCUGCUCUGGAGGGUAGAACCAAUGGCUUCAAGUUACAAGAAAGGAGAUUCCAACUAAACAUUAGGAAGAACUUUCUGAGAGUAAGAGCCGUUUGACAGUGAAACGGGCUACCUUGGAAGAUGGGAGACUCUCCUUACUUGGAGGAUUUUAAGCAGAGGUUGGGUUGCCAUCUGUCAGGGAUUACUGAGCUGUGAUUCCUGCACUGCAUGUCCAAGCACUCGCUGGGUCCUUUCUAUCUGCUCACAUGUUCCCCUCAAUCCCUCAGGACAACACUGGCUUCCAUUUCUGUGGAGGUUCUCUGAUCAGUGAGAAUUGGGUGGUCACCGCAGCCCACUGCAACGUCAGGUAAGGAAGACUGUGUGUACAACCCACUUCUAAGAAGAAAUGCUCUGGGGCUCAGGAUAAAACCAGGAAGCCAGACUUGCUGAAGCUCUAGCCCUGUAAUCCUAGAGGGAUGUGUGCAUGCCGGUGGUGAGCGAAGUGUACUCUGCACACACUCAGAGGCACACUUUAUUUUUCGUAGUGUUUCUCUUUUUUUAAAAAAAUGAUAUUUAUUAAAAUUUCAAAAAAAUACAAGAAUUACACAAAAACAAAAAAUAAAAAUACAAAAAAAUACAAAAUACAGCAAGAAGAAUAAAAAAUACCCUUAUUAAGAUAUAACAAAGCAAUGGAAAAAUAAAAAGAAACAAACAAAAUAAAAACAGUUAAAAACACAUUAAUUUUCCAUAACAUAUCUUCCUUACACUUAUUUCCCCGGACCUCCUCAUACCUCCCUUUUUUGUAUUCCAGUUCAGUUUGUUAGUUCAGCAAAUCCUUACCAUUAAGCUUUUACCCAUUUAUAAACCGUUUUUCAUAUCUCUUAAAGCAUUACAGCUGGAAACCACUUAAUUUCUAUCCAACAUCCUUCUAAGAUUCGUUAAUUUUACAAUACUUCUGUAAAUAGUCUUUAAAUUUCUUCCAGUCUUCUUUCACCGACUCUUCUCCCUGGUCUCGGAUUCUGCCAGUCAUUUCCGCCAAUUCCAUGGAAUUGGGACAUGGAAUCGUAGUGUUUCUCAGAGAUUCCGAAGUCAAAAUCUAUUUCUAAAUGCAUUCCACCACAAUUUUGUUCCGGUGCUCAAAGUGGGAGAAAUAAAGAAAGCGGGAUUGUCACAUUUCCCAGGCAGGAUUGCCAAUUGACCGGCAGAGGUGGGCACAGACACCAACGCAGAAUGCUGCUGUGUCCACAACAGCAGAUGGAUGUCCAGGAAUCAGAAAUGGAAGCUUUUCAAAGGAAGCCCAUGAUAGCAGCUGCUGUCCCUUGACAUUGUGUGGCUCAGGUGUAUUGCGGGAUGUUUAAGUGGCAGCUAGACCCAGCCAGUUAUGAAAAAACAUAUAUGAAAGGAGGGUCCAGGGAAGGCAUCAGCAAGAGUGCUGGGCUCUGGUAGCUGUCCAAGGAUGCCAAGUUCUGACACCGAUUCCUAGCCUCAGCUGAGAACUAUGAAGGUGCUGGUACAAAUCUUACCUUUCCCAAAGGUAAGGGUCGCCUUAGGCAAGCAGUUCUCUCCCUGCUGCUGCUCACCCCGCCCUCCACACACCAGCAACUUGGGGAUAACAGUACCUGCCUACCCCACAGGGCUGUUGUAGUGGUUGUUGAGAUCGUGUAUAUGAAGCACUUUGGCUGUAUUUCUCAGCAUGGUUGACUAACGAAUACUAUCAACUGCUGCCCCUGCUGCAGGACAAGCCACCUGGUGGUUUUGGGUGAAUUUGACCAACGCAAUCCUGCUGAAGACGUUCAAGUCAUCAAGAUUGCCCAGGUAGGUAGCACAGAAUUGACCUUCCCAGACCUCAGGUGCUCCUUGCUCUGUGUGUGUGUAUCAAAAUACCAGGCCACCAGGCCAAAGUGCUGCUAAAAUGCGAGUGGAUAGCAGUGGAGGUGUACACACAAUAACCAGUCUUUAAAGUGGGCAUCACUGGCUCAAUUAAACUAAACAGUUUUAAUUGGAUUUUGAAUAAACGUGCCAUUAACCAUUGCUGUUUUUGAUUUUAAUGUAUAAUCUUCCUUAUUAUCUUCCUCUGCAAACCACUCUUCUUUUUACAGGGUGGCAUGGGGGACACUGGAUAUGAGUCUAUGAAACCAAGGGAGCAGUGCCCCCCCCCCUAAAAUUUGGGAACCACUGGCUUAAACUAAACUGCCUCCUUCUUUGACAGGUUUUCAAGAACCCCAAGUUCAACCUUUUCACAGUGAAGAACGACAUCACUUUGUUGAAGCUGGCCACCCCAGCCCAGCUGACGGCUCGCGUGUCUCCCGUGUGUCUGCCUCAGGCCACAGAUGACUUCCCCGGGGGCAUGACCUGCGUCACCACUGGAUGGGGCCUUACCAAACACACGAGUAAUUUUUAUUUUUAUUUAUUUAUUGUGGCAUUUAUAUCCCACCUUUCCUUCAAGGAUCUCAAGGUGGCAUACAUACUUCUCCCUCUCUCCAUUUUAUCCUCACAACAACCCUGUGAGGUAGGUUAGGCUGAGAGAGUCAGCGACUGGUCCAAAGUCACCCAGUGGGCUAAAUAGCUGAGAGGAGAUUUGAACUGUGGUCUCCCAGGUCCUUGUCCACUACUCCACACUGGUAAUAUCUGGGCACUGCCUUUACAGUGGUACCUUGGUUCUCAUACUUAAUCCGUUCCAGAAGUCCGUUCCAAAACCAAAGCAUUCCAAAACCAAGGUGUGCUUUCCCAUAGAAAGUAAUGCAAAAUGGAUUAAUCUGUUCCUGGCUUUAAAAAAACAACCCCUAAAACAGCAAUUUAACAUGAAUUUUACUAUCUAACGAGAUCAUUGAUCCAUAAAAUGAAAGCAGUAAACCAUGUACUGCGGUCACAUAAUCAAUCAAUCAUUCAAUCAAUCAAUCAAUCAAUCAAUAAGUAGCUGAACUGGGUUCCACACAGUCACAAAAACAAAAAAAAAGAGCUGCAAAAAGGCAAAAUAAAUAGCAAAAACAGACAGACUUCAGCGUAACACUCAAAGCGGAAGUGUGGCACUCAAAUUUGAAGCGUAACACUCAAAACAGAAGUGUGGCACUCAAAUCGGAAGCGUAACAUUGAAAUCAGAAGGGUAACACUCAAAACGGAGCACGUUCAGCUUCCGGAAAAAGUUCACAAACUGGAACAGUUCCAGGUUUGCAAUGUUUGGAUUCCAAGUUGUUUGAGUACCAAGGCAUAUAUAUAUAUAUAUAUAUAUAUAUAUAUAUAUAUAUAUAUAAUAAAAUUGUCCAGUAGCACUUUAGAGACCAACUAAGUUUGUUCUUGGUAUGAGCUUUUGUGUGCAUGCAAACAAAAGCUCAUACCAAGAACAAACUUAGUUGGUCUCUUAAGGUGCUACUGGACAAUUUUUUUUUAUUUUUAUAUAUAUUUCUACUGUGUCAGACCAACACGGCUACCUACCUGAAUUGAGUACCAAGGCUUUUGAGAACCAAGUUACCACUGUACUUGAAAAUAAGCCAUGAUGGUCUUGAACCCAGGUUUUUAUCAGCCUGCCACAUAUCCCUUUUGUGGGAACUGGGUGAUAUAGGGCAGAGGGUGGCUAAUUUGUGGUCCUUCAGGUGCAGCUGGACUACUUCCAUCAUUCCCGGCCACUGGCCAUGCCAGACAGGCAUACCCUCCAAUGAAAACAGGGACGUCCAGUGCUAUGUUUCUAGAAAAAGAGGUUCCGGAACUCAUCAUGAACACCUCCCUCAUUCUCUUAGAAUGGCAAUGGUGCCCACCUGAGAGGUGCCGGAACUAAUUUCCAGUGAGUUCUGCCUGAAAAAUAGUCCUGGAGAUGCCUAUUCCAUACUCUCCAACAUUUCUCCGAUUAAAAAUAGGGAUGUCCUAAGGAAAAGUGAGACACUGCAGGAUCAAAUCAGAAACUGGGAUGGCUUCUGUAAAUCUGGGACUGUCCCUGGAAAAUAGGGAAACUUGGAGGGUCUGGGCAGAGCUGAACAUAUUUUAUUUACUUACUUCCUUACAGUAUUUAUAGCCUGCAAUUCAUUGAGUAUUUUCAAUCUUGGAGUGAAAACAAACAGAAAGAAACAACAAUAUGCCAAAACUACAAAACUAUUUUUAUAAUAGGUCCAAUAAUAAUCAAUUAAGCAUUCUAUCAUAAGGCAAAUAAGCAGAACAGCAAUGAGGACAAAAAACCUGACAUUUCCAAUUUAACCAAAUUCUGAAGUAAAAAGAAACAAAGAACGGUCAAAUACAUUAUUAUUAUUUUAUUAUUUAUUUAAUUUCUAUACCUGAAGGUCUCAGGGCGGUUCAGUAAAAUAUCAAAUACAUAAAAUCAAAACAAAAUCAACAACCCAAUAACCCCCCCCAAAGGAAUUAGCACAUUAACCAGCCAGGGGUCUUAGCAACAGUUCCCACCCUAUUUUUCACUUGCUUACUCACCCCACCCCAUUUCGCACACGAAAAAGGGCUCCCCUCUGUGCCAACAGACUCUCGCUUUUGAGCAACCUAGCACCUCCCCCCCCCAGCCAUUUCAUGUGCCCAGUUCUGUGGAAUACUCUGUUGACAAGAGAUUCGGUGGGCGCCUUCUGUGCCAGCUUUUAAACGCCUACUGGAAACUGUUCUAUUCCGCACAGCCUACACAGGCAGUUAAGAGUGACAUCCUUGCACUGUGGUUAACCAGUGUCUCCUUUUUAACCUUUUUAAUGUUUCUUAUUGUACGUUUUUAUUUAUAAUUGUUUUAAACCACUCUUGGUAUUUUUUAAAUGAAUAUCAGUAUAUAGAUAUUUGUAUAAAUAAACAUGUAGGUAUGUAUAUGAAAACUAGGGUUGCCAUAUUUCAAAAUGUAAAAACAAGGACACCCUGAAAGUUGUUGAACUUUUUUUUUUUUUACAAAAACGCCCUCCAAACCGUGACUUUUCGAUUGACAUGCCUAAGAUCCUGGACAAAGUGCCGCCUUUGGGAAAAUCCCCCGGAUGUCAAUUCCAUCUUUCAAAUCCCGGCAAUGUCCAGGAAAAUCCGGACAUAUGGCAGCCCUAAUGAAAACUUCUCCUCUCGUUUGUUCUUUCCUAGACAAGGACACUCCGGAUAAACUGCAGCAGGUGGCCCUCCCUCUGCUGACCAAUGAGCAGUGCAAGAAAUAUUGGGGGGCUCGCAUCGCUGAUGUCAUGAUCUGUGCUGGUGCCGCAGGGGCUUCCUCUUGUAUGGUACGUCCUCCCCUACUACCUGAGCUGCCCUCCCACCUCAAGGUACCCCCUCCCCAAAACCCACCCACCUUCUCUCAGCCACCACAGCAGUUCCUGUCUGAAAUGAGGCACCUGCUAUCUCCCCCUUGCAUCUUGCUGGCCUCCUAUUUCUGUUUUUUCCUGGCCAUGGAAGACUGCUUCCUCUUGCCCUGCCUGUCCGACACUUGAUUUCUGAGAGGCAAGAAUGACCAGAGGUCAUUGUCAUCUGCCCUGGAAAUCCUGACUCCUGGGGCCCAAGUGGUGGCAGUUUCAGUGGCGAGGGGAAGGUGAGCAUUAAACUAGUAUUCCUAUUAAAAGGCAAACCCACCUGAUUUCAGAAGCGAUUUGUGUACCAAAAACACAGCCAUCCUCCACAGCCAUUUGAUUUUUUUUUUAUAUGAAUAUUUAUUCCAAUUUUAAAAUUACAAACAAAGAAAAAAGUAAAAAGAAAAAAACAAAUCACAUACAUCUUACACAAAACGAACAGUACAAAGAAAAAUACAAAAGACAAAAAAUCACAGUAAAAAAAAAGUAACAAAAAAUCAAAUUAAACCAUUAGAACCGUCUUCCCAUCUACUUAUUUCCCUGACUUCCUCUCACUUCUCUGCUUUGUAUUCUAAUUUGGAUCAUAUCUCCAGCAAAUCCUUCUAACCUUCUUUUCAUUUACUUAUUUUAACAUUCGAAAGUAUUUAAUUCUCCUCUAUCUUUAUUUUACACUUCAUAUUUACUUAUUCCAUUAUACUCUGUCUGCCAAUACGGUCUAAUAUUCUUCUCCAACCUUUUCUAACAUUCUUUUAUAUUACAGUAUUUCUGAAGAUAUAUUUUAAAUUUUUUCCAAUCUUCUUCCAUCGACCCUUCUUCCUGAUCUCGAAUUCUGCCGGUCAUCUCAGCCAGUUCCAUAUAUUCAAUCACUUUUCUCUGCCAUUCUUCUCGGGUAGGCAAUUCUUGUGUCUUCCAGUAUUUCCCAAUAAGUAUUCUUGCCGCUGCUGUCGCAUACAUAAAGAAAUUCCUGUCUUCCCUUCGCACCAAUUGGCCGACCAUGCCCAAGAGGAAGGCCUCUGGUUUCUUCAAGAAAGUAUAUUUCAAUACCUUUUUUAGUUCAUUAUAUAUCAUUUCCCAGAAGGCCUUGAUCUUUGGGCACGUCCACCAAAGGUGAAAAAAAGUACCUUCGUUUUCUUUACAUUUCCAACAUUUAUUAUCAGGCAGAUGAUAAAUUUUUGCUAACUUGACUGGGGUUAAGUACACAGCCAUUUGAGAACCAAAACACACUCAUCCAAAUUUUGCUGCGCCAAGUCAGGUGUACAAAAAUGCAUGUACUAAAAAGCAAAGUGUGCCUCAGAAUGCACAUAUUAGUGAAAACAGCCAUUUGAGAACCUCCUCCACAGCCAUUUGAGAACCAAAACACACUCAUCCAAAUUUUGCUGCGCCAAGUCAGGUGUACAAAAAUGCAUGUACUAAAAAGCAAAGUGUGCCUCAGAAUGCACAUAUUAGUGAAAACAGCAUACACACCGAACCAUUAGAUCUGGGAAAAUAUAAACAGUAGGGGGCACAGGUUUUGCAAAAAAUAAAAAAAUAAAAAUGUGUAUAUGAGGAGAAAUCCCAACAAAAAUGCUGGUGGGGAAUGUUCACGAGGACUUUAAAACAAUUGCAAACGGAUGUGGAAAGGUGGAGAACUGAACUUAAGAUUGGAAAACGUGAGAAACCAAAAUGGACACAUCUGCCAGCUUCUGCCUUCCUUUCCUACAGAACCUCCUUUGACACCCUGCUUUGGUUGUUCCCCUACAGGGUGACUCUGGUGGCCCCCUGGUGUGCCAGAAGGAUGGCGCCUGGACCCUCGUCGGGAUUGUCUCCUGGGGCAGCGGCACUUGCUCCCCAUCCAGCCCAGGGGUCUAUGCCCGAGUGACUGAGCUCCUUCCCUUUAUUGAGGAAACGCUAGCUAAGAACUAACUUAACUCUCUUUGACUUCAGAACAAUAAAACCAGCGUCUGCCACCAUU
Molecule: messenger RNA, 9719 nt
Organism: Podarcis lilfordi (Lilford's wall lizard)
Lineage: Eukaryota; Metazoa; Chordata; Lepidosauria; Squamata; Lacertidae
Source: the annotation of a GenBank genome assembly